UAAUGAUGCUCGAGCAACAGCGCGUGUCCUUUGCAAGGGAGGAAGCGAGCCGUGGAGGGCUUCCUACUGGCGCGUCCCCUCUAUUCGCAGCUGCCAAGGCUUUGAUCCACCACAAUGGGGAAGAACACGAGAAUGUUAGAGAUCAUCCUAGUACUCGUGGAGCAGAUCAUCAAAGUGGUGCUUCAUCUACAUCUACUUCAGGAGUAGAUCAAGUUGAUGGAGCAGUUCGGGGAGGACUUCAGGCUGUUGUUAAGGCUACAAGAAAUCUCCCACUUUCAGAGGCAUCUUGGUCCCGUUUUGAAAGGGAAAACGAGACCCAAGAUGCUUCUGAAAAUGGGAGAUUUCUCUUAGUUCUAAUGUUGUAGAGGAUCAUGGAGGUAUUGUUGGCCGACUGGCGAAUCGCGCGGGACUCGAUCCCGCCUUUGGGGAGAAAUUUGUAGGUGCAAUUCCCAUCCUGGGUCCUUCUUUGGAUGCCUCGGAUCCGGAGAAAGCCAUGCUGGAAAAAGUGGGAUUCUUACCUCCACCUCCACCUCCAGCACCACUUGCAACAGCAAGAACUUCUACUUGUUCUAGCACAAUUAAUACUCCUGCGGGUCGUCUUGUUUCCCUUUCCUCAGAGUCUUGUUUCCCCAGCACAAGAAUUGGAGGAGGUCUGGUUUGUUCCUCCUCUGCUGCAGGUAGACACCGUAAUAUUCUACGAGCCCAGCGGGUCCAUCGGGCGAGCACAGUCACCUGCGCCCAUUGCGAUCAUAAGACGAGCGUCCAUGCAGCAUGCUGGGAGCGGAUGCGUCUCACAGAGGGCGGCGGCGACGCCCAAACGCGUCCAGUACGGAACCCACUCUAUGCCACCUCGUUUUCGGGAGACUCCUUAACCAAAGCGCAUUGUCCAAUUUGUCGCACUCCAGGAGGGUUAUCAGGUACUACUCAUAUAUUUAUAGGUACUUUUUUGAUGUAGUUCCCAUGGUUAUGAUUCUCUCGUCCCUCUGCUGGUACCAACUAAGCUACUAUACGUCAGUUUUUGUCUCCACUUCAUGAGUCUAUUACUAAUUAUCAAUAUGUUUCUUGUUUGAUAUCCACCUCUGAGGUUACUCGCAAAGGAGCUGGAACGCUCUAGUUCGGGUUUUGUUUCAGAAGCUGCGGCUAGCAAUGCCGGAUGACAUGAGGGAGACCGUGGGAUUUCUUCCCUCCACGUGGUUACCAAAGAACACAGCGGCAGGUCCGAUCCGUCUGACGCGCAGCAAAGUGGAGCGGCUGCGACUAGCGCUGCUCGCUUCGCCCGCCUGUGCGCCGCACAUCGAACAGGCCGCCGCUAAGGCCCCGGCGGCUGGCCAUGUUUGGGAAACACAAGAAGCCCAUGACGAGUACGUAAAAUUAAGGCUCCUUCGAGUACGUUAAAUUCAUUGUGAAGAAUGAAAGGCAUGAUGAUCUUUUUCUUUACCACGUGGUUUUCAAGGGGGAAGAAGGUCGUCAAAUAAGAUGCACCCCUUCAGAGUGAAUACUUCUUGGUACUACUAGGUCUUCCUCUUCUAAUAAAAUCCGAGGUCCUUCCUAGUAAAGCGAAGGCAGCGACCGCAAGAAAAGCGAUCUGGAUGGCUCGGCCAGGCCUGCGAAGAGAGCAACCACCUACCGAUCAGGAGCAACUACGUCUUCCUCACAGUGAUCCGUGGUCUCCGCGGUUGCCUCCGCAGCCGCCCUUGGCGGCUGAAAACGAAGAAGGAGCUGCGGAAGAAGCAGCUUACAACGAAGGUGUGAGAGGAAUAGACCAAGUGACCUUUGUUCAAGAAAGUACUGCAGCAGCCUACGAGGGAGGUGGACGAGGAGUUGACGGCGCCCAGGAUGGACGAGUAUACAGUGGCGACGAAGUAGACGAGGAAGAGGAAGUAGACAGCAGAAUAUCUUCUUCAGAAUCUGACUCGUCCCCGGAAGAGGAACAAGAAGGCCCUCUUAGUGACGAGGUAGACUGGGAGGAGGAAGACCCGGAUUUUGCGAGGAUUUUAGCGCAUUAUCGCCGCGACAUAGCACAGGACCAAGCAGCACAACGAGAAGGACAAGAGGAGACUGAAUUUUCACAAGUAGACGUGGACGCGGACGGCGUUUUUUUUACUCCUCACUUUGAUGAAGAAACUGGUAUUGCGUAUUACACCAAUGAUUAAGGCUCAGCUAUAUAUGUCAACAUUUCUACCUCCAGUCAUAAUUUCUCCCCUUAUUUCCUUCUUAGGAUUGGGAGAAACGUAGGGAAGAAAUGAAUUGUUUUGAGCUCUAAGAUGAGGAGGCUGAGAGGAUUGAAGCAUGGGCUCGGCAAAAUGGUGGCUAUGAUUAUCCUCCCUCUCUUGGGGAUGGAGCUGGAGUUGAUAGUGCUGGCGAAGAUGGUGCUGACGAGGAUAGUGCUGACCAGGAGGACGGAGGAGGUGUUGACGAAGAUAGUGAGGAAGACGAAGAUAGUCAGCGGAGUGAGGAAGACGAAGAUAGUCAGCGGUGGUCGAGUGGCAGAGCGCGUUGGUCGAGUGACUUUGCUCCGGGUGGAGACACUGACCGCAUCUUAACGUUACUGAAUGAGCAUGCGAAGCCGAAGACCUCUUGUUAUGAACAAACGGACACGCUUGUGGAGGAGGUCAAAAUUUAGGGAAGAUUAGGGGAAAUUAUGGCUCCCUAAUUUUCCCUAAAAUUCGUAUGUGGGUUUAAGCGUGUCCGUUUGUUUCUAAUCUUGUUUUAAUGCAGCUGGUGCGAGUGUUGAUAGUUCUAAUAUGUUGAAUCCCCUUGAGCGUUUGGACAACCCGGAUUCGGUUACUUAUUUCCUCGUUGGUGUCCGCGACGUGGACGAAGGUGAAGCGGCUGGCUCUUUCUUCCUCCCGGCAGUGCCACAAGCUUACCAAGAGGAGUUCGAAAAGUUUGGACUCUACGACCUUCUCGGUGCUGCGGGUUCGCCUCCAACUGCCCGAUUCUGGCAAUUGGGACAGUGGACCGACAGCACGACUUCCAAGAACACGAGUUCAUCGGAAGAUGCUGGCGCAGCAGCAAGAGCAACCCAAGAGUGGGUGCCAUGGCACGGAAGUACCACCUGCGUGCAGGACAUUGCAGCUCACCAAUUGAGGGAGCUUUGCUUGCAGGCAUCAAAAACAACAGUGCAGCUGAAAGGUGAUGAAGAAGAUGUUCUUGACCCUAGGUCGGCAGCAUCAAAAACAACAGUGCAGCUGGAAGGUGAUGAAGAAGAUUUUCUUGACCCUAGGUCGGCAGCAUCAAAAACAACAGUGCAGCUGAAAGGUGAUGAAGAAGAUGUUCUUGACCCAGCAGCGCAGCUUCCUCCAGCAGCACGAGUAGAUCUGAGUGCUGGUAG
Messenger RNA from Amoebophrya sp. A25, 3334 nucleotides. NCBI's taxonomy places the organism in Eukaryota, Dinophyceae, Syndiniales, Amoebophryaceae. The record is from the annotation of a GenBank genome assembly.